Ornithodoros turicata is the source of this 1540-nucleotide messenger RNA. Its product is annotated as chitinase-3-like protein 2. The transcript has 2 exons. Lineage: Eukaryota; Metazoa; Arthropoda; Arachnida; Ixodida; Argasidae. Gene Ontology annotation, biological process: carbohydrate metabolic process; chitin catabolic process. Gene Ontology annotation, molecular function: chitin binding; chitinase activity. Bases 113 to 1477 code for a protein of 454 amino acids. The record is from RefSeq and is a predicted model, not a curated record. Gene Ontology annotation, cellular component: extracellular region.
CGAUCUCCCUGGUGGCUAAUGGUCAUUCUGCGUGGACGAAGAAGAAGAAGAAGAACGACGACGGAACUUUAACGAAGACAUCCAAAGUGCACCGUUGUGCUGAGAGUACAGCAUGGACCAUGAUGUCCAGCCCAGUGAACCACAAGAGCCGCGUUCCGGGUCUACGCGUGUGCUCGCCGACGAACCCUCCUUCCUGCAGAACAUCCUGGCGAAACACAAUCCAUGCAUUCUGCUCUUUCUCUUCGUAGCAAUUCUGACCAUAGCAGGAGCGUGCACUGGAAUCUUUUACGCUGUCUUCGAGCAUUUUCAGACAAUCGUCGACCUUCCAACUGACGACCCCAUAGUUCCAAGGAGACGUCAGUUACCACGCGAGUCGAUGCAGAAGAUUGAGGUCUCCAGGAAUGUCUUCUGCUUUUUGAACCAUAACCCCAAGUCCGGUUCGCCUUACAAAUUCUUUAUCGAGAACGUGAGCGUGUCCUACUGUAGUACUCUGGUUUACGCGUCGUUGGGUAUUGACAGAAGCGGAACUAAAAUUCGCAGCAAAAACCCGGAGGUUGAUUUCACAGCUAGAGGAAUCAAGAGGUUCGUCGGUCUUAAAAAGACCCGGCAGGACCUCACGAUUUUGCUAUGCAUCGGCAGCGACGAUAGGGACUCCGAACACUUCCGUAAAGCCGUUAGCAGUCGCGAGACCAGGCUUUCAUUUAUCGGUCACACAAUCGCGUGGUUGAGGGAGCAAGGCUUCGACGGUGUCGUCCUCUACUGGCGGUACCCCAACUUGGAAGUGAGGACUAAUUUUAGCAGGCUGCUGACAAGUGCAAAAUCGAUGUUCGCCAAAUCCAACUUGAUCGCGUGCGUCGUACUGCCUUGGCACAGCAGUGUACGACAAAAGGCCUACUACGUGGAAUCCAUAUUCAACAAUUUCGAUUACGUUUUCAUCGAUAGUCACAGAACUGUCGACCCGUACCUGUUCCCGGUGACAACGUGCCAGAGUCCCAUCAGGUCUGUGUUCCGGGCCAGGCACCAAGGACAACCGGGGCUGGCGACCAUCCUGGACGACCUAUCUUUGGAGUCGUCCGGUUCGCUGAAACGAACUGCGCUCAGCAUUUCACUUGGUGGUGUGUCCUUCACCGUGUGGAAGCCAAUGAUCCAUCGAGUAGGUAUGAGCGCCACUGGACCAGCGAGGCCGAUGGACUAUACAAAAAAGAUGGGUAAAGUGAGCUACUAUGAGGUGAUGGAAACGCUUCACAAGAACUCCAGCUGGACCAAAUUCUACCACAGGUUUUCUGGUUGCUCGGUGGCGUUCUCGGCGGGGACGUGGAUAGGUUUCGAGGACGUUAAGAGCAUCAGUGCAAAGAGACCACUCGUCAGGAAAACAUCCGGUAUUGCUGUGUGGGACCUGGAGAUGGAUGACUUCUCCGGUGGUCUAGGUCCGGCUUGGCCGCUGUUAACGCAGGUGCACAGCCUUGUGGUCGACUAAGCCUUUUAUGACAACUUUUUCUCACGCCCUACUAUAAUAAAAUUUGAAUGUUGUCCGUUUCUA